GUGAGGAUGAGAACAGAUGUGGAACAUCUUAGCAACAAAAUGCAAGUUGAGCAGCUGGAGAGGAACUGACAGCCUUCAGGAAACACAAGCCUGGAGUCAUGGCUAAGCCCAGAAUGCUGUGCCUGAAUCUUCACUCUGUGCUGAUCCUGUGUGUCCUCUUGGCUGGAGCUCGGGGAGACGGUGCAGAAUUUGACCCCUACAAAAUCCUAGGGGUCACUAAAAGUGCAAAUCUGGCAGAAAUCAAGAAGGUGUAUAAACGCCUUGCUAAAGAAUGGCAUCCAGACAAAAACAAGAACCCAGAAGCAGAAGAUAUGUUCAUUAAGAUUACAAAAUCCUAUGAGAUCUUAUCCAAUGAAGAAAAAAGAGCCAAUUAUGAUCGCUACAAGCAGACCAACUCCCAGCCUUACGGACCUCAUGGCUUCCGUCACUUCCAUGACAACUUCUACUUCGACGAUUCCUUCUUCAACUUCCCCUUUAACAGCAAGGGCAGCCGUGAUGCCACUGACAGCAAGUACGUGCUGCACUACAACCAAUAUGUCAAUGAAGUUGUAUCUGACAGCUUCAAAAGGCCUUAUCUGAUCAAGAUCACAUCAGACUGGUGCUUCAGCUGCGUCCACAUGGAUCCCGUGUGGAGAGAGGUCAUACAGGAGCUCGAGCUUCUCGGUGUAGGAAUAGGUGUGGUUGAUGUCGGCUACGAGAGACGCUUGGCGAAUCAUCUGGGUGCUCACCGCACUCCAUCCAUCCUUGGUGUCGUCAACGGAAAAGUGACUUUCUUUAACUAUGCUCUGGCCAAGGAGCACAUCAUGCAGUUUGUGGAGGACCUGCUCCCUCAGAGGCUGGUUGAGAAGGUCACUGAUCGGAAUGACCGUGACUUUCUGAAAAGCUGGUAUGAUGUUAACAAGCCCCACGUGCUGCUUUUUGACCAAGUGCCUGUAGUUCCUCUGUUGUAUAAGCUGACUGCGUUUGCCUAUAAGGACUAUGUUCAGUUUGGCUACGUGGACCAGGGUCUGUCUGAGACGGCCAACCUGCUCAAGCAGUACAACAUCAACACUUACGCUCCAACCAUGCUCGUCUUCAAGGAGAACACCGAUAAACCAGCCGACAUUAUACAGGCUAAAGGGAUGAAAAAACAAAUAAUCGAUGAAUUCAUCUCCAACAACAAAUUUCUUCUUGCCCCUCGUCUGGUGAACCAGAAAGUCUUUGAUGAGCUUUGCCCCGUCAAGCAGUUCCAUCGGCGCAGAAAAUACUGUGUUCUACUUAUCACUGGUGAGGACGAAGUCUUUGCCCCAGGAAACAAAGCUUUCUUGUCUCUAGCCUCUGCGAACACUGAGGAGGUUCUCCGCUUUGCGUAUGUGUACCAACGCCAGCAGCAGCCUCUGUGUGCUGUGCUGCUGAAGAACAGAGACACUCCACCACAGGUGGUGAUCCUGGAGCGGCGUAACGGGGCCGGCAAGGUGCUCUACAAACCCGUCCAGGGCGGCUGGAACGGCAGCGAGGAGGACAAACACAGGCUGCUGGAGGAGCUGGAACGGCUACGGAAAGACCCCUCCAUCCUUACCCAUGAUGCCACGCUGCCUGAGCUCAAUAACGAGUUUGCUUCAAUGUUUUUAAUCAGGUGGAUUUAUGCAGCGUAUGACUACUUGUCUGAAAUUAUUGAUGAUGUUCUCCACAAUAAUUGGCGUGAAAUGAUGCCUCUGCUGUCACUGAUCUUCUCUGCGCUGUUCAUCCUGUUCGGUACAGUGAUUAUUCAGGCUUUCAGUGACUCCAGUGAGGAGAAACAGACCAAACCAAAGGCAAAAGAUGCAGCAAAGACCCAGAACGGAUCCCCAAGCACUGCCAACACUUCCAGCCGUCCACCGAAGAAGAACUUUGUGGAGGUGACCGAGUUAACGGACAUCACUUACACCAGUAAUUUGGUAAAGCUGAGACCAGGCCAUAUCAACGUGGUGCUGGUGCUUACAGAUGCAACCAAAAACAUUCUGCUCAGCAAGUUCGCCAAGGAGGUUUACUCCUUCACUGGGAGCCAGACGCUACACUUCUCCUUCCUGAACGUGGACAAGCACAACGAGUGGAUGUCCACCCUGCUGGAAUACGCCCAGGAUGCCAUGCAGCUGGAGGCAGACGAGGAGGAGGAGGCCAGCAACCGCAAGACGGACUACACGGGCUACGUGCUGGCGCUCAACGGUCAUAAGAAAUACCUGUGUCUGUUCAAGCCAGUGUACACAGGCGAGGAUGCUAACAGCAGGCCGGAGGAGGAGGUGGUGGGGAGGUCCAGGUCAAGCUCCAGAGACGAGCACCAACACAGGAAAGGGGGAUCACGUUCACGCUCCACUACUCUCCACAUCCACCACAAACUGGACCGCCUGGGCCUGUGGAUGGAGCGGCUGAUGGAGGGCACGCUACCUCGCUACUACAUCCCGGCCUGGCCAGGCCUGGACAAGAUCACGGUCAAUAAGUAGAGCUGGGAAUCCUAGCACACUGUUGAACAGACAGCGCUGGUUCUUUGGGAACAGUUUCUCAUCACUCCCAUUGCAGUGUGACUCUGGGUGGUGCUGUAGGCGGAGUUUGUGACCUCAUUGCUCAGACUUUGAUCUUACACCGAUGCUGUAAGUGACCCAAGUCUAAUAGUAGCUCCAUUUAACCACGAUGCUGCGCCAUAACUACUGAAUGCUGCUUCCAGCUGUUACUUUAAAGGUACGAGGAAUAGGGAUGACCAAAAACGAUGAUAUACCAGGAAAAAUCCACUCUGAAUGUCUUGCAUAUGAGUCUUUAAUUAUAGCAUGGCAUUCAGAAGCAUCAAAGACUUUUAUUUUGUAAUUAAUUCUGAGUUAAAUGUUUUUCUUCAAUGUUAACGGUUUCCUAUAUUACCCACAAUGCCACUCGACUACCCGCUGAUCGUAGCGCAGUGGGAUUUGGCCCUUCCUUCAUCUCUAUCUACAGAGAGCGUUGCAGCGGUGCUUUAGUAUUUUAGUCGGUCAUGCUCUUUCACCUCAUCAUCUGUACACUCUGCUCAAACAGGUCCGCUUUCAAAGCUUCAACUUUCCUGCCAAUACUGCCAUAAACACCAUCUCGCGCUACACUCGCACUACUACUUCAGUGUUGGCUCUCCCUUUAACAUGACAUUGAACAUCACUGGAAAGUAUUGAUUGGGAAAACAAGCUCGUAGUUUUUUGUUUUUCGGAGCCAACAGACUUGUUGUGUAUGUUUGUGGCCGUUAACUUGUGUCUCCCAUUUAAACACCACUGUAACUGCGUAAGCAAUAACGGUGUCCUCCUGUGACGUCUGCGUUAAACCACAAUCACUAAAGACAUCACAAAUAUUUCAGUGUUUCAGGGUCCUUAAGACAUGGUGAUAUGGAGCGAAGGCUUCGUGUAGUUGGAGAAAUUUCUCACUUCACUUGAACAGCUAAUGGGGUGAGAUUGGUGUAAAGCCUAGGUCACAACCGGACGUAAGAUUUUUUUGGCCGUGCGAUUUUUGGCGUUUCCCAAAUCGCUGCGUUUUUUUUGUUCGUGGAGAAAGACGCACGUUGGCCGUAAGUUUGUCUUGCAACCUGAAAAAAAACGUAAGCGCCCGUAGAGUUUGUUUGAAGAACCUCUGCGGCCGGUCUACGGCUCGAAAAUCAGCACGUCACACGCGCGCCCUCUGUGCGUUUCACGCGCGCCCUCCAUGCGUUUCUUGCGUUUUUUGCACGUAGACCGGCCGUAGGAGCACGUACGGCCGGUUGUGACCGAGGCUUAAGGUUUAACCUGAUUCUGUUCCAUGCAGUCUACAGACACCAUGACCUGUUAAAUGUAGCAUGAACUAAAAAAACAAACAAAAAAAACCCUGUAGGAGUGGGAAGCUCUUCUUUUACAAUUUUCAUUUAAACAUCUAAACAGCAAAAUAUUUCAUCAUUUACAUUUUUAUCCCCCACUGUUCGAAGGGGGAUUAUGUCGUGGUGAUGUCCGUCCCGGGAAGGGUACUCACCCUCACUCUGAAAUCGACUCCGCUCACAAUUUGUGGAGGAAUUUCACCAAACUUGGCAGGAUUCUUUGUUAUAUGUCGGUAAUACGCAUAUUGUAAUUUCGUUAAAUUGGGUCACAUUUUACCAGAGUUACAGCCCUUGAUUAACAAAAUUAUAAUUUGACAAUUUCAUGAGAGUUUUUUCCUUCUGACAUCAACUCCUUUCACAAUUUUUGGAGGAAUUUCACGAAACCUGAUAAAAGGCAUCGUUAUGUCAGUAGUACACGCAUUGUAAUUUUGUUCAAUUCAGUCGCAUUUUACCAGAGUCGUGGCCCUUGAUGAACAACCUUGUACUUUCACAAUUUCAUGAAGGUGUGCUUGCCUUCUGACAUCAACUCCUCUCACAGUUUUUGGACGAAUUUCUCGAAGCUUGGCCUUGUUAUUUGAUGGUAAUACGCAUAUUGCGAUUUAAUUUCGGUUGUGAAAAUUUUUACCAGAGUUUUGACCCUUGAUUAAAUUAUUUCAUGAUUUAAAUAAUUUCACAAUUUGUGGAGGAAUUUCACCAAACUUGGCAAAAGGCUUUGUUAUAUGACAGUUAUACGCAGAUUGAAAUUUAAUUUGGGCAGAUUUUACCAGAGUUAUGCCCUUGAUUAUUAACAAACUUGUACUUUUGGCAAUUUCAUCAAGGUGUGCUUGCUUUCUGAAAUCAACUUCCCCCAGUUUUUAUUAUCCCCCACUGGCCGAAAGACCCGAAGGGGGAUUAUGUUGUGGCGAUGUCCAUCUGUCUGUCCUGAGAAAGGUACUCACCUUCUGAAAUCAACUCCUCUCACAAUUUUUGGAGGAAUUUCAUGAAAAUUGACAGGAUUCUUUGUCGGUAAUGCGUAUAUUGCAGUUUCGUUCAAUUCCGUCGCAUUUUACCAGAGUUAUGGCAUCACUGCCAGUGGGGGGGGAUUGUGCUCUCAGAGCACUCUUGUUUAUAAUUAUUUUUUUCACGGUCCAAAUCCUGCGCUCUGAUUGGCUGGCGAGUGGGUCCGUAUCCUGUGGUACGGACCCCGGUUAUGGACCUCUGGCGACUCGCUCAUUCACAACAACAAACAACAUAGUAGAAUUUUUUGUCAACUUUUUUUUUUAAAUAAGAUUUAUAAGAUUAUCAAAAGUCUUAUAAAUGUUUGCCAGCAUUUCUCAGGAGAAUAGCAUUAAUUUUACAGCAUGGAUAGCGAUAACGACAGUGUUCACAGCGAAAGCGAGUUUUACUACCCUGAGGAAGAAGAAAUAAAAGAAAACAUUUCAGGAGAAAGCUAAAAACCUGUAAUUUGCUAACGCCGAGCAAAAACAUGGCUGAAUCCUGAAUGACUCCUAUUUGUAUAAAUAGGGGACUACAUAGGUGGCAAAAUGUAGUUUUUUUUUUUUUUUCCUGCCAUGGAAGUGCACUUGUAUACCGAGGAGGAAGCAAUUUGCAUUACAGCCGUGAAUGAGGAUUCAAAAUGGCGGCUCGGCUCAGUUUUCCCUUUCGGGCGCUCUCGUUUUCUGUUAGAAUUUGGUAAAGAAAAAAAUA
Neoarius graeffei (lesser salmon catfish) is the source of this 5497-nucleotide messenger RNA. RefSeq names its product DnaJ (Hsp40) homolog, subfamily C, member 16 (gene dnajc16). The coding region runs from base 99 to 2459 and encodes 786 amino acids. The transcript has 15 exons. NCBI's taxonomy places the organism in Eukaryota, Metazoa, Chordata, Actinopteri, Siluriformes, Ariidae. The record is from RefSeq and is a predicted model, not a curated record.